Molecule: messenger RNA, 1664 nt
Organism: Aspergillus sclerotioniger CBS 115572
Lineage: Eukaryota; Fungi; Ascomycota; Eurotiomycetes; Eurotiales; Aspergillaceae
Exons: 4
Coding region: 164-1585 (473 amino acids)
Source: RefSeq, a predicted model, not a curated record
GACAAUUGCUUGCCUCUUUCAGCCAGCAGUCUGAGCUGCUUUGCCUUGCUUAAACUUGCGUCCUCGUGAUCCUCCCUCCAUCCCCGCCAGUUUGGGUCGUGACGACCGACGCCAAUAAUCCGUCCGUCCGCUGGCUGGAGCUUAAUCUUAACCCACCGCCACCAUGUCACCCUCGCAGCGAUCCGUUGCCUCGGCGGACAUGCCCUUCAUCAUCUCCACCAGCACCAAGAAAGUCGAUCCCCAUACUCGCAAACUCAUCCGCAGCCAUGUCAUGAUUGGUAAGAACCGCGGCAAGUCCCGGUAUCGCCAAGCAGAGGACUUGGACUUGGGAUCCAAGCCGGUCGACACGAGCACAGACGAUGUGGCGGCCUCAGCUGCUCCAGUGGCCACGCGAGCGGCGUCGGAGCUUCCCCGCAGGAUUGGACACGACAUGUCCUUGAUUCAGCUGGCCGAUGACAUGACCAGCCCGGCCUCUCUAGCCACAAUCCUGCACUUCACCGAGCGAGCCAAGACGGAAUUCUACCCUUUGGCCGUCUGUAUCGUCUUCAAUACCGCCAGUCGCACCUGGAUGCUCGACAUGCUCACCCUGGAUGCCGCCUACCUCAACGCCAUGGUCAUCACCACUCACUCCUACUUUCGCCCCCGCCAGGGUUUCGACCUGUCUCUAUCCCCUCAUUUAGUCAAGACCAUCCGCCUCCUGCGUGACCGACUCGCCGACGAGCAGCUUAAAGUGUCGAAUGCGACCGUCAUGAUUGUCAUUCUCCUGGUUUUGCAUGCUCAUAUCAUGGGGGACUUUGAAGCGGUCCGGCAUCACACCGAGGGUCUGCGAAAGAUGGUCCGUCUGCGCGGGGGAUUGGGCGCGUUCAUGUCGAAUAACAAAUUGGUCAUCGAUCUCAUCCGGUGCGAUGUGGGACUGGCUAUCCACAGUGGAAACAAGCCCGCCUUUUUCGAGAACCGGGACCUCGACAUCUUCGUGCCGUCCGCGCUCUGCUUCCAGACCCGCCGCAACGCCGAUCCUGCGUUCGUACGGGAGCUCGACUCUGGACUCGCCAGGAUCUGGCACAUCAUGCAGGGAUUCUGUUCUCAAAUCAACCUCACCGUCGAAUCGAACGGCAUGAUCCCGGAAAAGGACUUCCUCAAAACCAUGGCCUCCGUCAUGUACCCCUUGCUGCAUAUGAGCUUUGACUGUGGGUCCCGCAACGAAGCCAUCCGUCUAGCGCUAUUAGGCUACGGAUUCGAUAUCUUCCUCCAGUGGCGCGCCACUAUUCCGUAUACAAAUCUAGCUUCUUCGUACCGGCGAUGUCUCGGCGGCCUGGUGAUGAGGGACGAUGUCUCCCCGGAACUCUGGAUCUGGUUGUUGACCGUUGGCGGGCUCUCGGUCUUUACGCCAUCCGCGAGGAGCUACUUCCGGCAGUGGCUACUCUAUCACCUGGGGGGCUGUAAAGUGCGCUCCUGGGCAGAGAUGCGAUCGAUCCUGUCCUCCUUCAUGUGGAUCGGGCUGGUACAUGACCGAGCAGGGAAGGAUAUAUUUAACUCCGUGCUGUCGCACAUGGUUCCAGGGAAGGAGACUCCCUCGGCGCUUUAAUGAAUUGGGAAUAAAUAGAAGUGUACAUGAUGUAAUGUUAUAUAAUAUGUUCUAUACUUUUAUCGGAAUACAAUGUGGA